AUGUUAGGAGGCGAUUUAGAUAGCCAAAUAGCGCAGCUUAAGAAAUGCGAGACAAUAUCAGAGUCUCAAGUUAAGGAAUUGUGCUUAAAAGCUCGUGAAAUUCUCGUCGAAGAAGCCAAUGUACAAUACGUAGAUUCACCAGUCACGAUUUGCGGUGAUAUACACGGUCAAUUCUGGGAUCUGAUGGAGUUAUUCGAAAUAGCGGGACAGUGCCCUAGCACGAACUACCUCUUUAUGGGUGACUUCGUCGAUAGAGGCUUCUACUCCGUUGAAACUUUCUUAUUACUUUUAGCACUUAAAGUUCGCUAUCCUGAUAGAAUUACUCUCAUACGGGGAAAUCACGAAUCGAGACAAAUUACCCAAGUUUACGGCUUUUAUGAUGAGUGUUUGAGAAAGUAUGGUAAUAUAAAUGUAUGGCGAUAUUGCUGCGAAGUGUUUGAUUAUCUCUCGCUCGCUGCUAUCGUUGAUGGUAGGACAUUCUGUGUUCAUGGAGGUCUCAGUCCGAUGAUACAGACUAUUGAUGAGAUACGUUCAAUCGACAGGAAGCAGGAGGUUCCUCAUGACGGUGCGAUGUGCGAUCUUCUCUGGUCAGAUCCGGAUGAUAUAGAGAGUUGGAACAUCAGCCCUCGUGGUGCCGGAUUUCUAUUUGGUGCAGAAGUUGUUCGCCAGUUUGUGCAUGCGAAUGACCUCGAUUUGAUAGCACGUGCUCAUCAGCUAGUUCUAGAGGGAUAUAAAGUAAUGUUUGAUAAUUCGAUAGUUACCGUAUGGUCUGCGCCAAAUUAUUGCUACAGAUGCGGUAACGUGGCUAGUGUACUAAAUUUAAACGAAAAUGGUGAACAGGUAUACAAAACCUUUGAAGCAGCACCUCAAGAUACCAACACAGUGCCAUUUAAAAGGCCAACACCACUGUAUUUUCUCUAAUAUGUUAAUGUUAUUAUACUGCAUACUUAUAAU
Messenger RNA from Wallemia mellicola CBS 633.66, 954 nucleotides. Its product is annotated as Metallo-dependent phosphatase. Gene Ontology annotation, molecular function: protein serine/threonine phosphatase activity. Gene Ontology annotation, biological process: peptidyl-serine dephosphorylation; double-strand break repair via homologous recombination. Bases 1 to 921 code for a protein of 306 amino acids. Gene Ontology annotation, cellular component: nucleus; cytoplasm. NCBI's taxonomy places the organism in Eukaryota, Fungi, Basidiomycota, Wallemiomycetes, Wallemiales, Wallemiaceae. The transcript has 6 exons. The record is from RefSeq and is a predicted model, not a curated record.